Messenger RNA from Funneliformis geosporum, 575 nucleotides. The record is from the annotation of a GenBank genome assembly. Lineage: Eukaryota; Fungi; Glomeromycota; Glomeromycetes; Glomerales; Glomeraceae.
AUACUCUUAGUAGUGAUGCAGUUCCAGAACGAAUGUCAGAUUGUUUCUUUUAUCGAAACUUGUGGUGGGAGAAGGGAGAAUUUAGCAAAAAGGCAAAGUGGAAAGAAAUAACAUUACCUUAUGUGCUUGCUACGAACAUCACCAUAGAAGAUUAUGAAGAACGUACAGAAGAGUUCAAUAUUCACAGAUAUUGGGAGUGGUCAAACGGAAAAAUCUUAAUCUAUGAGUUUCCUUCUAUGCUACAUGAAGUUGACAUCAGUGCAAUUGUUAAGCAAAUAAAUAAACAAUGCGGUAAUGCUGAUGGAACUGAUGCCAAGAAUUAUGGUUUUAGUUCUACUAGAACACGCAACAGAAACUGUGGAAAAGAAGCUGAUGCAUCGUUUCGUCUAACAAAACUGACUGUAACUGCACAAAAUGGGAGCAAUGGAGAUAAUCGUCCUUGGCCAAAUUUGGUCGUGAAAGUAGCCUACUCUGAAACAUUGGAUCACGUUGAAGAAGCUUUACAAUAUUGGUUGAGUCCUAGUUGUACCUACGAUUGUAUUAUUGUAAAAAUCGACCCAGUUUCCCAAGACUAA